AUGUAUAUGAGAUACAAGGGUCCUAAGACGGACCCUUGUGGCACCCCAUCCCUCAUAUGUAGAAUAUCACACGAUUUAGUGUAUGCUACGGCAAAAGAGGUGAGGGCUGACAUUAUUGCUCUGUGUGAACCUAAUAAAAACAUAACUAAGAGCGGAGGCUGGAUCACAGAUGAUAAAACGGAUGUAGCAAUAUUCGUAAGAAAUAAAAAUAUUAUUAUCUCAGAAAUAGAGAAAGGGUCAGGAUACGUGAGAAUAAAACUCGAAAAGUAUAAUUUCUAUUGCUGCUACAUUUCUGCAAAUAUUCCGAUGGCAGAAUAUACCAAAGUUAUAGACGAAAUCUUUGAAAAUGUAAAUAAACAUAAUACACGUUCAGUAAUAGUAGGAGACUUCAAUGCAAAGUCUCUCGAAUGGGGAUCUCGUAAAACGGAUGAUAGAGAGAGAUUACUAUCAGAAACAUUAGCAAGCUUAGAUUGUGUUAUCCACAAUGAUGGAAUUACGUCGACAUUCCAACGAGGGGAAAGCAUUUCAUUUAUAGACAUCACUUGCUCCACGGAGAACAUGGCACGGAGUAAUACAAAUUGGAAGGUCUUAGAACAAGAAUCCCUAAGCUACCACCGAUAUAUAUACUUUAAAAUAAUAGACCAAACAAUUAAAUAUAUAACACCUAGGAAAAAAGUAGUACUGAACGAGGAGAAGUAUAAAACAAUCCUCCGGGAGGAAAUUAAUGUAACAGAAAUAGAAAAUAUAAACUUUGAGAGAGGAAUGGAUAUAAUCCAGAAGGCCUUCAAUAGGUCCAUAGACACAAAAAUAACUAGAAACGAAAUGCCCUACUGGUGGAACUGA
This is a messenger RNA of Zophobas morio, 843 nucleotides long. RefSeq lists its product as uncharacterized. The record is from RefSeq and is a predicted model, not a curated record. The transcript has a single exon. Gene Ontology annotation, molecular function: catalytic activity. Bases 1 to 843 code for a protein of 280 amino acids. Lineage: Eukaryota; Metazoa; Arthropoda; Insecta; Coleoptera; Tenebrionidae.